AUUAGGGUUUUUGUUUCUUUCAGAUAUAUACCCAGGAGUGAAAUUACUGGAUCAUAUGGUAGUUCUAUUUUUAGUUUUUUUGAGGAACCUCCAUAGUAUUUUCCAUAGUGGCUGCACCAAUUUACAUUCCCACCAACAGCAUACAAGGGUUCCCUUUUCUCCAUAUUCUCCCCAACAUUUGCUAUUUGUAGACUUUUUGAUGGUAGCUAUUCUGACAGGUGUGAGGUGAUAUCUCACUGUGGUUUUGAUUUGCAUUUCCCUGAAUGAUUAGUGAUGUUGAGCAUCUUUUCAUGGGCCUGUUGGCCAUGUGUAUGUCUUUGGAAAAAUGUCUAUUCAUGUCUUCUGCCCAUUUCUUAAUCAAGUUGUUUGUUUUUUUAAUGCUGAGUUUUAUGAGCUGUUUAUAUAUUUUGGAUAUUAACCCCUUAUCGGUCCUAUCAUUUGCAAACAUUUUCUCCCAUUCAGUAGGUUGUGAAACUAGUCUUCUUGCUUGAAAAUGCUGUAAUAACAUCACUUGGGGCAGUCUGCAUUCCCCUCAAGAAUCACCCAGCUGAGUGCUGUCUGACCUACUUUUUACCAGCAGACCCAUCACUACGAUCUCAUCAUACUCUGGCAAAGAAAGCACAAACUCUGACUGAAGAAGAAAUAACUUACACACCAAAAGAAUUGCAAGAUUUUGCUAUUAAAUAUGAGCAAAAGCCUGGGGAAUGUGUGUGGACGUGGAUUCUAAGAAUGUGAGAUGAAGGAAAAACACUAACUACCUUGGGCCAAAUUUACUGAUACGGGUGUACUUAUAUUGAUAUAUACUGGUUUUGAUGUGUUAGGACAUAUAGCUGGACAUGGCUCUAUACUUGAUGGGUUCACCAAAAAAAACUCAGUGGUGGCCUUCAUUUAAUGAAGUUGAGAUACCAAAGCUUCCCUGGCUUUGUGCAGAGGGAAUUCAAAGACAGGGAGAUAGGAGUGUCAGAGUAGACAUAUUUUGUGUGACCUGCGUACCAUCCCCCACCUUCCCUAACUACACUCCCUGAGAGCGCCAGCUUAAAACAACAAACAUUUAAUAUAUCUCACCGUUUCUAAGGGUCAGGAGUGGUUUAGCACUGGCUCAGGGUCUCCCACAAGGCUGCAAUCAAGAUGUUGGCUGAGACUGUAUUAUUUAAAGGCUUGCCUGGCUGGGGCUGAGGGAUCUGUUUCCGAGAUGGUUCACUCACGUGGCUCUUGGCAGGAGGCCUCAGUUUGUCACUGCAUGAGCCUCUCCACAGCAGUCUGAGUGUCUUCAUAUCACAGCAGCUGGCUUCCUCCAGAGCAAGUGACCCAAGGGAGAAAGAGCAAGGCAGAAAAGCCACAAUGUCAUGCAGAGACUUGGAAGUGAGGCUGUAUUCUAUUGAUCACAUGGACCAACCAUGAUACCUGUGGGAGGGGACCACACAAGGGCAAGAAUACCAGAGGCAGGGAUCCCUGGGAUCCACCUUGAAAUCUGGCUAUCACAGCAGCUUGGCCUUCCACCCACUAACUUUGCUGUUUUCCUUCCCUGUAGACACUCUUGUGAGGCUUCUGAGGGCCAGGCUCAGGGAGUCAGUCUGAUCAUGGUUUAGUGGAGGUUUGGUUUAUGCAUCUUGGGAAUGUGUUGAAGUGAUGGGCUAAGAACUGUGUGAAGAACUUCAGUGAGAGAAAUUAAUACUGUGCAUUUUCCCCCCAACGUUGAAGAUUAUAGUGGGACCAUGGAUCUGUUUGGAGACAUAGAUGACAUUUCUUCAGAGAGUGACGGGGACAAUAAACCACCCAUUUCAGGACAGCCUGUUACUGAUGGACGUGGAGUGCCUCAGGACCAGCAGGAGGAAGAGCCAAUAUCUGAAACCAAAAUAGAAGUAGAAAUUCCCAGCAUCAACUCUGAUUUAGGAAAUGAAUUGUACUUUGUUAAACUACCCAAAUUUCUCAGCAUAGAACCCAAGCCUUUUCAUCCUCAGUAUUAUGAAGAUGAAUUUGAAGAUGAGGAAGUGCUUGAUGAAGAAGAUAGAACCAGGUUAAAAUUAAAGAUAGAAAAUACUAUACGAUGGAGGAUACGCCGGGACAAAGAAGGAAAUGAAAUUAAAGAAAGCAAUGCUCGGAUAGUCAAGUGGUCCGAUGGAAGCUUGUCCCUGCAUUUAGGCAAUGAGGUGUUUGACGUUUACAAGGCCCCGAUGCAGGGCAAUCACAACCACCUGUUCAUUAGGGAAGACACUGGUCUGCAGGGACAAGCCAUCUUUAAGUCCAAACUCACUUUCAGUUGCUGUCCCUCAGGGAGCCAGUUCACGCUAUGGAAACCAACAUGAGCCCGCCCUACAAACCAGAAGACCGGUUAUUAACUCACAUUGAUUGACGCACCUGACCUCAGGCUACAGACUAUGCCACACAUAGAAAGAUGACCCUGCCACUUGCUAAUAGAUGCUCGAAGACACAGAAGAUUAGAAUCUUACCAAUAGCUGGUCGUGAUCCUGAAUGCCAGCGCAGAGAGAUGAUUAAGAAAGAAGAACGUUUGAGGGCUUCUACUCACCAGGAGACCAUCCAUCUGCGGGAAAAGCAGAACCAGCGGGGGCCAAGUGCCCUCUACCAGGGCCCCAGCAGUGAUGAGGAGGGUGAAGCCAGCAAGAGCCAUGGCCGAGGGGAACGCCGAGGAGGUGAACCCUCCAGAAAGAGGAAAGCAGGCGGCGAAGAAGAAGAGGAUGACUGAAGCAUGAAACGCGUGCUUGCUAAAAACAAUUUUUUAAGUGAAGUGGCAUUUGAAAUGAAGAGCAAAACUGGACAUUACCGAACUUACAGAGAACGGAAAUUGCUAUGGAUUCUAGAAAAACAAUGAUCCUUGUAUCUGCUGGG
Messenger RNA from Balaenoptera acutorostrata (minke whale), 2847 nucleotides. Its product is annotated as RNA polymerase-associated protein LEO1-like. Gene Ontology annotation, biological process: positive regulation of transcription elongation by RNA polymerase II; transcription elongation by RNA polymerase II. The record is from RefSeq and is a predicted model, not a curated record. Gene Ontology annotation, cellular component: Cdc73/Paf1 complex; nucleus. Gene Ontology annotation, molecular function: RNA polymerase II C-terminal domain phosphoserine binding. Bases 1716 to 2306 code for a protein of 196 amino acids. Lineage: Eukaryota; Metazoa; Chordata; Mammalia; Artiodactyla; Balaenopteridae. The transcript has 10 exons.